Molecule: messenger RNA, 1270 nt
Organism: Oryza sativa Japonica Group (Japanese rice)
Lineage: Eukaryota; Viridiplantae; Streptophyta; Magnoliopsida; Poales; Poaceae
Source: RefSeq, a predicted model, not a curated record
CCAGCUCAUCCAUCCACUACUUAAAUUAGGAAUACUUGACAGAAUGUUUCUAGCUAAUUAACCACACUCCCAUUGCCAGUCCAGAGCUUAGGAGCUUCCUCACAUUGCCAUUGCCAUGGGGUGCACCACCUCCAGGCAAGCCCGGCACGACCUCCGCCAUUGCCCGUCGCCGCUCGCGCUGCCCCGGUGCCAGUCGUUCCCCGCCCGGUGCGCCGGUGACGCCGGCGUCCAUGUCGUGCGGCUCACGUCGACCACGCUUGGCUCCCUCGAGGUCGACAAGGGCGCGCCGCGGGCGGCGGAGGCGCCGCCGAUGAGGAGGAUGGUGCCGCGCACGCCGACCAUGACGCCGCCGAACGAGCCCGAGGCCAUCGACGCGUGGGCGCUCAUGGCCGGCCUCGAGGAGCACUCGCCGCUCCUGGUCCCGCCGUUCGCGCGCCACUCCUUCUCGUUCCCGAUCACGGCGGUGCCCCCGGAGCUCGCCGCUGCGUCGCGCAAGGUCACGCCGCUGCCGCUGGUGGAGAAGAAGAAGGCGUCGCCGGUGGCGCGUCCGCGCAAGGCCGUGCUCUACUUCACGUCGCUCCGCGGCGUGCGCGCGACGCACGAGGACUGCUGCCUGGCGCGCGCCAUCCUCGGGGGCUACGGCGUGCGCGUCGACGAGCGCGACGUGUCGAUGCACCGGGGAUUCCGCGACGAGCUCCACGGCCUGCUCGGCCUCGGCCGUGGCGCCGCCCUCGCCAAGUGCUGGGCGCCGGCGGCGGCGCCCGCCCUGCCGAGCCUGUUCGUGGACGGCGAGCUCGUGGGCAACGCCGACGAGCUGAAGCGGCUGCACGAGGCCGGGGAGCUCGCGGCGAGGCUCGCCGGGUGCGAGAGCGCGGCGCCCGGCGAGGCCGCCGGCGCGUGCGAGGCCUGCGCCGACGUCCGGUUCGUGCUCUGCGGCGCGUGCUCGGGCAGCUGCAAGGUGUACGUAGACGACGGCGACGACGACGACGAGAACCCAUUGGACGGCGGCGGCGGCGGGGGAUUCCGGCGAUGCACGGAGUGCAACGAGAACGGCAUCGUGAGGUGCCCCGUCUGCUGCUGCUGAGACGUGACGGUGCAACGUGGCGCCACUUGGGUGUGGUGCUCGUGAUUUUGUGAAUGAUGGUGUGCGUGCGUGCGUGUGUGUGUGAUCGACGGUGUACGAUGAUGAUGAUUGUUGAAAUUCCGUUUGUAGCCAACGGCUGUGAUCGAUGCAACCAAUGCUUGGUGAUUCAUGUGAUGUUCCUGAGCA